CACACACCAGCAGCGAUCAACACAAACGCCGACUACAGAGCAGCAAAAGGACUGAAGAACCAGUCGCAGCCAGUUCAUAUCAUCAGAGGACCGGGACUGCUACGGUUAGAUAUUUAUGUAGCUUACGUUUUCACGUUGCUGAUGUCGACAGCGCUGAUAUAAAGUAAAGAAGUAUUGAUUAAAAUACACCCGGAGAACCCCGUGACUCGGGGCUGAACUUUUCCCUGCCAGAAACCAGUUGGGCAAGGAACGACACAGAAAGAAAAUGGAGGGCCUGCACUCUCACUGCCUUAAAUGCAUCAACAGAAGGUGCAUGGUAAGACCAGAGGCAGGUAUCUGCUGCAACCUCAUCUGCUGUCCUCUCGUCUGCGGGGCAGUCUUUCACUCAUGCAAACUUGAGGAGCACCGUCUACUGUGUCCGUAUGAGCGGCUGCCAUGCCUCAACAGCGUGUUUGGCUGCCCGUUCACUAUUGCAAGGAUCAGGAUGGCUAAGCACCUCGCGACGUGCCCGGCCAGUAUAGUAUGUUGUACUAUGGAGUGGAAUCGUUGGCCUGUGAGCUACUCGGAUCGCAAGUCCUAUGAAAACUUGAGCAAAGACUUUGAUGAGGUGGAGCAGCUAGACAUGGCCUUGGCUCUGCAGGAUCAGAGGAUGUUGUUGGAGUCCCUGAAGGUCACGACCACCGUGUCAAAGACUGGAGAUAAGGAAGCAGAUAAAAGUAACAAAAUGGCCACAGCGUCGAGUCUACCAGGGGCAGUGUUGGGUAAUGCAGCAGUGGAAAUGGAAGAGGAGCCCUAUAGUGGGUCGUAUAGACCCUCGGUGGAUACAAGCAGAAGUUUAGCAGCGGCCUUGGACAUCCUCAGCAAUGGCAAGGAUAUUGAAGUAAUUGUUGGAAAUUUAAAUGGCGAAAAGAAUGGAGAUCUCCGUAAUGUUUAUGUUGCUGAGGGUGUGAAGAAUGUAGAUAUGCAGGAGAGCGACUCUGAUUCAGAGUGUGAGCUCGGAGCAGUAGGUGGAGUGGAUUGCGCAGUCGGGACAGAUGGAGAAGAAGAUGCUAUCAGCUGGGCAGAAGAAAAUGAUUUUGUGGAGUUGUUUUUUGAAGAGAAGGAAAAAAUUGUCGAGGAGCCAAUAAACGAGUCCAACCGUGUCUGGCCAGAGAUGCCUCAGAGCUACAUGCCGGUUGUAGCACUGGAACCUCCUGUGCCACAACGAGCACCAGUUGCACGUCCGAUGCCAUUCCUGCUGUCUGAACAUGUGAGAAAUAACUUCUUACAACAUUUACCCAGUGAACUCAGGUAUAGGUGUUUGGAGCGUAAGCUACAGAGCGUAGAGGUGCUUAGAGGAAUAAGUAUGUUUACAUUUAACGGACGCCGGGCUCUGCUGUCAGACCCGUACUUGUUCCGAGCAAAGAUGGAGGACAAGUCAGUAGACACGUCGGACCUUGAAGUAGCAGAUGACCCCAUGGGCCUCCACGGCAUUGAUCUCAUCACUGCGGCGUUGCUGUUUUGCCUCGGCGACUCUCCGGGUGGCAGAGGAAUCUCUGACAGCAGGUUUGUCGAUGGCUACCACAUCGACUUCGGUACUCAGACAUUCUCCUUCCCUUCAGCCAUUCUUGCAACCAACACAAUGGUGGGAGAUAUUGGUUCAGCCUCGGCCUGCGAUCACGCCAGCCCACAGCUCUCCAAUCCGAGCCCCUUCCACACUCUCAGACUGGACCUGGUGCUCGAAUGUGUGGCCCGAUACCAAACAAAGCAGCGCUCCAUGUUCACGUUCGUGUGUGGACAGCUAUUCCGGCGGGAUGAGUUUUCGUCUCACUUCAAAAAUGUUCACGGGGAUAUUCACGCCGGGCUCAAUGGCUGGAUGGAGCAACGCUGCCCCUUGGCCUACUACGGCUGCACCUACUCCCAGAGACGAUUCUGCCCGUCCGUGCAGGGCUUCAGAAUCAUCCACGACAGGCACCUCGGCUCGUUUGGGGUUCAGCCGGGUUUGCCCUUAAAAGCUGGGGACGACCUCCCGAGAAAGCCCUACCGCUUUGGCUCUCAGUGCGAUCAAUUCAGCAGUCUUCCAUUCGAAGUGUUGCAACGCGUAGCAAGCUUCCUGGACAGCUUCAGCUUGUGCCAACUGUCCAGAGUGUCCCACACCAUGAGGGACGUGUGUGCUAGUCUGCUCAUGAUGCGCGGCAUGGUCGUCCUGCUGUGGGAGAAGAAACGGCGUGCUGAUGGGUCUCCUUCAUGGCAGAUCACAGACAAGGUGUGGCGAUUCAGCACAGCCUUUGGUACAGUGAAUGAGUGGAAGUUUGCCAACAUCGCCAGCAUGGCCGACCACCUCAAGAAGUGCCAGUUCAAUAAGAUUACUCGUCAGGAGGAGGCGAUCCCUCUGCCCUGCAUGUGCUUCACCAGAGAGCUCACAAAAGAGGGAAGGUGUUUACGUUCAGUUCUCAAACCAGUAGCAUAA
Messenger RNA from Anarrhichthys ocellatus (wolf-eel), 2449 nucleotides. It is a transcript of the gene fbxo30a, whose product is annotated as F-box protein 30a. Bases 266 to 2449 code for a protein of 727 amino acids. The transcript is spliced from 3 exons. Lineage: Eukaryota; Metazoa; Chordata; Actinopteri; Perciformes; Anarhichadidae. Gene Ontology annotation, molecular function: zinc ion binding; ubiquitin protein ligase activity; protein binding. The record is from RefSeq and is a predicted model, not a curated record.